Molecule: messenger RNA, 522 nt
Organism: Ilex paraguariensis (yerba mate)
Lineage: Eukaryota; Viridiplantae; Streptophyta; Magnoliopsida; Aquifoliales; Aquifoliaceae
Source: the annotation of a GenBank genome assembly
AUGCAAUCCGAUGAAGAUGCCACGUCCAUGGAACUUGAGAAAGUUAUAUCUGAAUCAAAUCAUGUAUCUUUUGCUUCAAAAUCAAACUUUGCACCCUUGAAGGCUCACGAGAUAUCCGAUGGUCAAGUUCAUUUCAGGAAAGUCUCUAUACCACCGCAUCGAUAUACGCCUCUCAAGAAAGCGUGGAUGGAAAUUUACACUCUUAUAUAUGAGCAGAUGAAAAUUGACAUUCGAUUCGACGUGAUUGAUGUCGUUCCAGUUCUCCGCAUGGACGAACUCUAUGUGGAGUCUUUUGAGAACAAAGAUGUGAAAACCCUUCGAGGCGAGCACUUGUCUCGUGCCAUUGGAAGAUUAUUUGGUAAAGGGGGUAAAACUAAGUUUGCAAUUGAGAAUUCUACGAAGACUCGAAUUGUGGUUGCAGACACCAAAAUUCAUAUAUUGGGUUCUUUUGCCAACGUCAAAAUUGCAAGUGAUUCUCUCUGUAGCCUUAUCAUGGGGUCACCUGCUGGCAAGUUUAUUUGA